Heterocephalus glaber (naked mole-rat) is the source of this 4899-nucleotide messenger RNA. RefSeq names its product bone morphogenetic protein 3 (gene Bmp3). Gene Ontology annotation, molecular function: growth factor activity; cytokine activity. Gene Ontology annotation, biological process: osteoblast differentiation. Gene Ontology annotation, cellular component: extracellular region. The record is from RefSeq and is a predicted model, not a curated record. NCBI's taxonomy places the organism in Eukaryota, Metazoa, Chordata, Mammalia, Rodentia, Bathyergidae.
GCGCUGCCCGAGCUCGGAGCUCGCCAUGGCGGGGGCGCGAGGGCUGCUCGGGCUGUGGCUCGGCUGCUUCUGCGUGAGCCUGGCGCGGGGCGAAACCCCGGAGCGGCGCCUCCCAGAGCUCCACGGAGCCGCACCCGCAGAGCGCCCGGCAGGUGGUGGCGCGAGCCCAGAGCUGCCGCCGCACGACCAGGUGUCUGAGCACAUGCUGCGGCUCUAUGACAGGUACCGCGGCGGCGGCGGGGUCUCCGCGCCGAGGACGCCCGGCUCCCGAGAGCGGGGCUCGCGGCCCCGGCGCCCCCAGCACGCGCGCAAAGGCAACACGGUCCGCAGCUUCCGGGCGGGAGCAGCAGGAACCCUUGAAGGCAAGGGACUGCAUAUUUUUAAUAUGACUUCUCUAACCAAGUCUGAAAACAUUUUGUCUGCCACACUGUAUUUCAAUAUUGGAGAGCUAGUGAACAUCAGCCUGAGUUGUCCAGUGUCCCAAGGAUGCGCUCAUCAUGUGCAGGGGAAGCACAUUCAGCUUGAUCUUUCUGCAUGGAUCCUCAAUUCCACCCCAAACCAAAGUCAACUGCUAGGUCAUCUGUCAGUAGAUGUAGCCAGACCUCAUGGAGAUGUGGCAUCCUGGCUAUCUAAAGACAUCACUCAGCUUUUGAGGAAAGCCAAGGAAAAUGAUGACUUCCUCAUAGGAUUUAACAUAACAUCCAGAGCACACCAGUUGCCAAAGAGGAUGUUACCUUUUCUGGAGCCUUAUAUCUUGGUGUACGCUAAUGAUGCUGCCAUCUCUGAGCCGGAAAGUGUGGUGUCAAGCUUCCAGGCACACCGGAAUUUCCCCACUGGAGCUGUGCCCAAACUGGACAGCCACAUCAGAGCUGCCCUGUCCAUCGAACGGAGGAAGAAGCGCUCUACAGGGGUCUUGUUGCCUCUGCAAAACAAUGAGCUCCCUGGGGCAGAGUACCAGUACAAGGAGGAUGGGGUAUGGGAGGAGAGAAAGCCUUACAAGAGCCUGCAGACACAGCCCACUGAAAAGAGCAAGAACAAAAAGAAACAGAGGAAAGGACCUCACCAAAAGAGCCAGACUCUCCAAUUUGAUGAGCAGACCCUGAAGAAGGCAAGAAGAAAGCAGUGGAUUGAACCUCGGAACUGUGCCAGGAGAUACCUUAAAGUAGAUUUUGCAGAUAUUGGUUGGAGUGAAUGGAUUAUCUCCCCCAAGUCUUUUGAUGCUUAUUAUUGCUCCGGAGCGUGCCAGUUCCCCAUGCCAAAGUCUUUGAAGCCAUCAAACCAUGCAACCAUCCAGAGCAUAGUGAGAGCAGUGGGGGUCAUUCCUGGGAUUCCAGAGCCUUGCUGUGUGCCAGAGAAGAUGUCCUCACUCAGCAUCUUAUUCUUCGAUGAAAAUAAGAAUGUAGUGCUCAAAGUCUACCCUAACAUGACAGUGGAGUCCUGUGCCUGCAGAUAACCUGGCAAAGAAUUUGUUUUGAUGUUUAAUUCAAUCAGUUUAUUUUUUACAGAUCUUUUUUAUUUUGCACUGCCAAUGCAUUGUGUUCCAAACGAAAUUUUUAAUAGUCAAAAGAGUAUAUGAGAAUAGCCUGAUGAUUUCCAGGAGGCAGAACUGAACUGUAUUUGUUUUUGAAUGUAACUAAAGGCAAGAUUUUAGUAAAUAUGGACACCUAUCUCUCUUUUUUUAAUCAUACAAAAAAUUAGCAAAUUGUUUUUAGAACUCUUAGAGAACACACUGAUUUAUUUUUGUAAUGGGUCUUAAAAAUCUGUUGGAAAAACAGCAAUAGCUUAUUUAUCUCUGCUGGUCUAGGGACGAUGGGAAAUAGUAAUUUCAUAUUUUAAGUAGGAUUAUCGCUUUAGGUUCCAGAGCAACUUAGCAAGUGCUAAAUAACCCAGUUGAUUUUAUGUUUAAUUAUCUUCAGUGUUCUGAGACUUGUUUACCCUUGGUUUGCUUCAUAAGACAUUGUGUAAGUUGAGUGAGUGUGUGUGUGUGUGUGUGUGUUUUCACGUCAGGUGCCUGUGCCCCCUGUAAGGUUUACAUAAUAUGCUUCUAUAACUAAGUAUACAUAGGUUUCUUUUUCUUUUAAUUUCAUGUUUUAGAAAGUACUAUUCAAUUACUGAAAACGAUAAAAACAUCCAAGAGCAUACACGGAGUUACCACUGAACCCAACCAUUUCACUAGAAAUACAGUUGUUUUUGUUUCACUGUGUCCCAGAAAAGAGAAUCACCAACUCAGUUUUUGAAAAUCAAAUGCAGUUCCUCUUCUGUACUUUCUUUCACAAAUAUUCGCAUUUGUUCUCUAAAUUGAAUUCCAAAAUCUUUCUUGAAGCCAUUGUGUUUUUCCCCCAUUUCCAUUUGUCAUAAUUAUCUCCUCUACAUUUUUGCCCUUGAAAAGUGUUUCAAAAAUCUUUCACUCACUGUAUUUACUUGAGAAACAGAAGUGAUUUCAGGCUAUCAGUGGUUGCAAACGGUGGAUCUGUAGUUAGUCCUCAUUUUAGUUCAGUCUGACCUGGUAAUUAGAAAUAACUCAGCCUGUUCUGAGACUGCAGAAUCAGAAGAAAUGGGGCUUUAUUCCCUCUCUGCAUGUAGCUCUCUAUGGUGGCUUAGUCAUCUUUUAAAAAUUUGCUAAGCAUCUAUUUUUUGAAAGGCACUGCAUGAACUGUAUGCUCUAAGUGUCCUGCCUGGUAAAAUGAAGGGCUGACCACUUGAGCGGGUCAGCCCUUUAGGCACAGAAGUGUUGGGUUUCUAUUAUGAGCUGUUUAGUACACAUCUUCCUUGAAGGGGUGAGAGUGUUAGGUGUAAAACCCUGCAAGUGUCUCUGUUCCUAAGCCAGAUUCAGGAGUAUCCAUACUUUAAUGUUAGUAAAUGAGUGUGGCAUUCUCUGUGGUCUAAGUGGUAUUUUAUUGGAAACCUAUUUUAAAAAGAUUGCCAUGAAAAGAGGCUCUUUGCCAUUUUUGAAUUACACUCGCAUUGGUGUGAGCGUGUGUUAGCUCUGAAUGAGACCCACCAGGUCUCAAAAAUGACUUAAAUUCAGUUGCCUAAGUUACUUAUUUUCCUCCAGUUCAUUUUUGUUCUGUUAGCAUAAAGUUAAAGAUUCAAACUGAGAUGAGGGGUGAAAUUAAUUUUUAGUACAGUUUCUCACAAAUCUGAGAGCCAAAUUUAAAAGGAAAAGGCCGGAGUAUGGCUACCAUAUCCUAGUCAUGCUGUCUUUCGAGAAAGAAAAUUUCUUGUUCCUUGGUAGAUCUGAUUAAAUUCUUAAUUUAGUUUUUCCUAGAGAUGUUUUGGCAGUUCUUAGUAUCCUGUCUCAGCCUUUUGUAUGGAAAUAAAUGUCUUUUACCAUUCUUAAUAUGAACCAGUGACUACUUACUAUAAAUUAAAUCCUGCAAUGGAAAAAAAAUCCUCUAAUAAAAAUUUCCAAGUACAAACUAAUUGAGAUUUAUUUUUACUAGCACUUGAUAUGAUGAAUUUACUACACAAGGACAAAGCUUGUGCAAUGGAAAUACAUCUUGCCAGUAUUUUCUGGGUGAUCUUCUAACCCUCAUUUCAACCUCUACUGAAUUGAGAAAAUAGAGUUGUAUAAAUGGAAAAAGUUUUAUUCCAAAGAAUAAAGAAAGUAGUGAAGGUUGAAGCAAAUGAACUGACAAUUUAAUUAAUAAAAACUUACUUAAAAUAGAAAAUUAAAUAUAUGCCUGUUUCUCAAUUUAUUAGGUACUAAUUUUCAUAUAAUUCCUACAUAUAUAUCUUUUUAUAUAUUUCUUGAUACUAAAUUGGCAUUGGUAAGACGAGAUAGUACAUGUAUAAAUGCCAUUUUCUAAAUCAUACAAGUUCCCACUCCUACACUCCCCCAGCCAUUCCCCAAUGUGGGAUUCACACACACACACACACACACACACACACACACAUACACACACACAGACACACACAUCACAUCACUUAAGAAGGGAGUUCCUUUUUCAGUACCUGUUCUCUGCAUCUCAAGGGACUGCUAAUGUCAAUACAGUAUUUUAAGAAUACUUUGUUAUAACCAGUGUAAAUAAUCUACAAUUUACAGGAUUUGAGAUGUAGAAAUUAAACUGGAAGAUUGAAUUCCUCAGCUUUUGGAUCUACAGUAUUCCGGGUUGAUUUUUAUAUUCACCUAGUUAUAUAUUAACAGAUGGUCACUUAUUAAGAUAAGAUUUUGUAUUUCAUAUUUAUGUAUGAAACUUAUUGCCCAUGUAAUACUUUCAUAGGCAAUCAUACAUGAGUAAUACUAUCAUCAGUUGGACUUACACAGUUUUUUAUGUAAUUACAUUAUUCAUUCAGCUUAGGUUUGCUGCUUUCACUUUUCUCUGCUAAAAAUUAACUAAUGUUUGGACAUUGAUUUCUGGUUGAUUGAAAAUAGUUAGGCACAUCUGAUGCGUAAGAUAAAAUAAGCAAUUAUAAGAGAUGCUGGAUAAGUCUGACUAUAGUUUUUCUUCACCUGAGAAUAGUAUUUUAAUGUAGCUCAUAAUUGAUAAAAUGAUUCCUUUUCUAAAAUCUAAGACCUCCCUAGAACCUUUCACACUAGCUUCUGUAAAUGUGUUAGUUGACAAUUUAAAGCUUGUACAGUGAAUGGCAAUUAUAAAUAUAUAUAUUAUAUAUGUAUAUGGAAAAACUUUAAAGAUGCUUUAAUUUAUUUAAUAACUGCUGCCUUCCUGUAAUAAUUUUCAUUCUUAGAAAGUGAGAAAAAACUUUUUUUUACUAUAGUUCCUAAUGCAAAAUGAAAUUUGGUUUUGUAUUAAAAUCCAUUGAAAGAGUGUAUCACAGUGAAACUGUGACUAACAUUUCACUACUGAUGUAUUAAGCUUUGCUGACUUUGUAUCACUUUCCUCCAGUAAUGAAGAGCUUUUCAUUAUACUGUAUGGAAAUAAAGAUUGUUUAAUUAAA